UCUGGUUAGAUCGGCUCCGACCAAAUCCAGACUGCGAGAGCGCUCCGAGCACAGGGCACAAGCGGACGUCGGACAGCUGCUGACCGCACAUUUACAGUAUUGUUUCUGGCCGUCACAACAAGAAGAUGCCACUGGAUGAGGAUUGCCCUGACUGGAAAAAGAAGACUGCAGACGUGAAAGAGAAAUAUGACUUCAAAGAGACACUGGGAACGGGGGCUUUCUCUGAGGUGGUCUUGGCUGAGGAGAAGAGGACCCACAAAUUGGUGGCUAUCAAGUGUAUUCCCAAAAAAGCAUUAGAAGGAAAGGAAAACAGCAUUGAGAAUGAGAUAGCAGUCCUGCACAAGAUUAAACACCAUAACAUUGUAACUCUGGAAGACAUAUUUGAGAGUAAAUCGCACCUCUACCUUGUCAUGCAACUGGUAUCUGGCGGGGAACUCUUCGAUCGUAUCAUAGAGAAGGGUUUUUACACAGAGAAGGACGCCAGCAAGCUCAUUCAGCAGAUUCUGGAUGCUGUCAAAUACCUCCAUGGCAUGGGCGUCGUGCACCGCGACCUCAAGCCAGAGAACCUGCUGUACUACAGCAUGGACGAAGACUCCAAAAUCAUGAUCAGUGACUUUGGUCUGUCCAAAAUCGAGGGAUCUGGCAGUGUGAUGUCAACAGCCUGUGGAACACCGGGAUAUGUUGCGCCUGAAGUUUUGGCACAGAAACCUUACAGUAAAGCAGUGGACUGCUGGUCAAUCGGUGUCAUAGCCUAUAUCCUGCUGUGUGGAUAUCCUCCGUUCUACGACGAGAAUGAUGCCAAACUGUUUGAACAGAUUCUGAAAGCAGACUAUGAAUUUGAUUCUCCUUACUGGGAUGACAUCUCUGAUUCAGCUAAAGACUUCAUAGUGCAUCUAAUGGAGAAAGAUCCUGACACACGUUACACCUGUGACCAGGCCCUGCAGCACCCGUGGAUCGCGGAGGAUACUGCCCUGGACAAGAACAUUCACGAGUCUGUCAGUGCUCAGAUCAAGAAAAACUUUGCAAAGAGCAAGUGGAAGCAAGCAUUUAACGCCACUGCCGUCAUACGCCACAUGAGGCGUCUUCAGCUGAGCACUGGUAGUGAAGGGUCCAACCCCAGUCCAUGCCAAAAUCAGGAAAACGCAGAGGCGUGCUGUGAAGGGGGUUGCUCCCAGAACGUGGACAGUGGAUCGGACCAACUGUCUAAUUGCACCUACCGUUGCCACCCAGCCAGCAGCGUCUGAUCUGUAGCCCACUUCAUGCCCCUGUGUUUGAAUCCUGAGCAACUUUCCAAUUUUGACCCCCUCGGUGCAACCAGAGGUACCAUCUCCCCCCUUAUCUGGCUAGGAAUACAGUGUCAUUCCAACCUGUCGCCUGCAGGGGGAGCAAGCCUGUCGAGCCUGAGAGGGAAGCUAUAAAAAGGGUUGAAAAGGAGGUGAAGGGAGACUUGAAAUGAAUGAUGAUGGACCUGAGCGUAUUAUUUUUUGGAAGGAGUUGAAGUGGAUACCAAGGAAGGAGGGGAAGACAGCUUCCACCUUCUUGCCAGGGAAAUAGUUUUUUUCAGAAGCAGGACAAAGCAUGUUGGACAUUGCUUUUAUACUAGCUUUUGUUUUUUUCUUUUUCUCAACUGUGUCUUUGUCGGUUUCAAUGUUUUGUAUAUUUUUUGUGUGUGUUGUUUUAUUAGAUUUUGAAGUCCAAAUCCAGAAAAAAGGUUUCUACAUGACAAGGAGAUAAGGAGGACAUUGCAUGUUUUAUCCUGAAAAUGUGUUGCAGAAACGUCGCAGUACAUCAGAGAAAUGGGGCAUUUUGAUCGUUUUUAGGGCACGAGUAGAAAAAAAGUGAGUCAAAUCUUGUGAUAUUACAGAUUUGCAUUCUGUAUCUUUACAUCAUGCUUUUAGACAAUCACAGCAGUUUAUCCAAUUAAAUCUCAAUUUAUUUACUAUGUACCCUUUCCUGUGGCACUACAGUGUUUUCAUGCAGUGGUCGGGCUUUUUGAGGGGAAAAGCUUUCUCCUUUCCCUUUUUUCAACCCCAAACCCUUUUCACAAGAAGUUUAUUUUUGUCUAAGGUGCCUUUAGGUUAUAAAGUGUGACGGGUUUAUUGAUGAUAAGUAACUUUGAAAAGGUGUUUUUGCCCUAUAAUAUCUAAUUUUCUAUGUGUUACAUGUUAUCUUGAAAUUCUUUUAGGCUAUUUUUUUAUCCUAAAUUAAUAACUGUAUUCUCAGAUUGAAUAUAUGUGUGGAGUAAAGGAAGGUCAUUAUUAACUUCCAAUGUGAAAUAUGAAAUGUUGGAACAUAAUGUAAUGUAAAAAAAAAAUCUCUCGAGAGGUUAAAAAGUGGUAUUUACAUUUAUUAGUAAGCCCAACUUGCCUUGAGGCUAGAUUGAGAUACGAAGAUCCCAUAUAAAGUGAGGUACAAAAAAGUUGAUUAUGUGUCUGUUGCUGUGUGCUAUGACACCUUACUGGUACUCGCGGUUAUCAACAGUCUUCUCUUGAAAGCAUAUUUCGAUUACAUGUAUCCUUUUAAUGAGAACUAUUAUUAAAGACUGGGAAUAUGCUCUGUAUCCAUCUUAAUUUAGGCCCAAUAUUGAAUGAAUGCAUCAAAUUUAUAUUCAUCUAAUUGCUUUUUUCAUUCCUUCGACACCCUUUAAAAAAAGAGACACGCACACAUUGUUUUUAUUUCCCUUAAAAGAUUUUCCAGUGUGAAUUUAGUUCUGUUUCACAUGUUCAGGGGCUUCAUUUAUAAAAGAGUGCGUAAGAUCCAUACUAAAAGUACACGUGCGCCCAAAAGCCGAAAAUCCGGAUUUAUAAAACCGUGUGCACACACACUGGCACGCAAUGUUCGCUUUAUAAAUCACAUUCCAGCUGGAAGGUUGCGCAGGUGAAUUCCUCAUAUCCCGCCCUCUACACGCCCACUUUUUACCAUAAAUGGUGAAUGCAAAGCACCUGGCGACUGUAUUUGCAUAUAAAUGAACCUGCCGAUCAACGGUGUUUUACACUCAAAAAUCAUGGCAAGGAAGACCAGAAAGCGAAAUUUCCCGGAGACUGAGAUUGAGAUGUUGUGGAUGAGGUGGAGGCCAGGAAAACAACAUUAUUUGGUGGUCACAGUAAUGGCAUCACUAACAAAAAUAAAGCAAGUGAAUUGCCUGCCAGAAUCUGAUUUCUGGCCGCGGGAGCGCGCACAGCAGCCCGUUGAGCGAUAGCGCUGAGACGUCAGAUUUUCAGAUUAUGAAGCUUAAGAAUGAGAUCAAAUCAUAUUUAGGUAGAAACAACCUUUCAUUAACUGUAUUUGGCCUUCAAUUUUUGGUAGGUAAAAACACCCAUUUUCAGGGGAGAAAUCAGAUUCUGGCAGGCAAUCACUUUUUGGCACGACACCAGCCCGGCGUGUCCUGCACCGCGGACACGCCGUGCAGGUAGGAUGAUUUGACAGAUGAGAAUACCCCGUCAGAUCACGCUUCCACAUAGACAUCAACAUUUAUCUAUGUGGAAGCGUGAUCUCACAGGGUAUUUUCAUCUGUCAAAUCAUCCUACCUGCCAAUAUCUAUGUGGAAGCGUGAUUUGACAGGUUUUUUUCUUCCGCCGAAGCGUCGUGCACAUAGAUCUAUGUGGAAGCACAUUCUGACUUCCUGCUGUUAAAUCGUCUAUUUGCAUGAAAAAGCCUUUGAAAAAAAAGAAACUGAGAUAAAAGAAACGGGGAUCGUACUGUAGUAUUUUCUGCCGAGUUGUCCUACCUCGGCAGAACACCGGCUUGGGUGUACAUGGAUCUAUAAGUCUGAUAUGUGAUGACAUUAAGAGUAUGACAUGAAUCUGGCUUCAUUUCACCACCUCACCGCCUGCGUCGCCAGUUCCCCAUAUCUUCAAAAUGUUCGUGUGCGAGGGUCAGGGUUGGCAUAGAGAUACACACAUUUUUCGGUUAGUUUUUUUUAAAAAUCCCAACCUUUGCGUAGAAGGUGGCGUGUGCAUCUUUCAAGCCCUGUUUUGUGCGCAAGCAAGCUUUAUAAAUGAGGCCCCUGAUCUAGAGUUUCUGAUCGGAAAUGUAUUUGAAUAACCUGCGCUUCGUGAGUCUAGCCCGCUAACAGUGGCCUUCGUGACUCACUGCUCUGAGAGACAUCAAAGCUGGAUGUCUUUGUUCUGUCCUUGAAAUAAUCAGUUCACAUUCACAGUCUCCUCUAUCUGUUUCUGAUAUGGCUGUAUUUGCUACUGGCUGUUUAUAUUCGUUUGAUUCAGUAGGAUAUAUUUAUCUGAACUUUUAGCUUCGGACUAGUUUGAACUCCCAUCAUGCAGAGAAGUAAAGAGCAACAGAAAGUGUAUUCAUGUUUCAGCAGGUUAUAUAAACUUGAUUGUACAGCUUCAAAAAUUAGUUUUUCAGCUAAACUGUGCAGUUUUUCUACAGUAAUUGUUAAAAGUGUAGUUGGACAGUGAUGCACCUGGUGGCUACUAACUAUGAAGUGCAUUUAAGAAGAUUUUCUUUUUUCUUUUUCACAAAAAAAAAGUGUAAAAUUGUUUUCUCUGCCCAGAGUUACUAAUACAGACCAGAAGAAAGCACACGAAAGCUUGGAGGCAGCAGCUUUUAUUAUAACCAGCAGAUUCAAUAUUACAUCUGAUCUCCAGAUAUGAAAACAACUCAGCUUAUUUGACUCAUUGCAUGAAAUAAAAACCUUUCAUUGAACUUCUGCCCUGUGCACACUUAUUACAAUUCAUUUUGAUGGAUGUAUAUACAAUUUUGUUAACAUUCUUUCAACUUGUAUUGAAUCAGUGCAUUUAUUAACAAAAAUUAACUAUUUUAAAUGAUUUCCUAAAACCAUUACAAAAAACAUGUCAGAGUAAAAGAUUAGUGGUAUUAUAUGAGGGUUUGUAAUAAUGACCCAACAAAGCUGCCAAAACACUCUUUGAAUAUUUUUGCUUGGUUUUAUGCUGAUGCAAUCAAUAUUUUGAAUUUCCACAUCAAAGAAAAAGUGAUCCGGACAUAAAAAACCACAUCCCAUUACCUGAUCACUUGGCCUCUUUCUCAGAGGUGUUUAGCAGCACACAUGUUUCUAUCAUAAACUUUAGACUGCCUCGCUCUAAAGGGGAGAAAAACAACAAAAAAACAUGUAUAUGAAUGCUACUGACUCCGGCCUGGAGAGGAUGAUCAAUGUGUGGUGAGAUGUAUUGUACACAUGAGUAUUUGCACCAUAAAUACUGUCAUGUGCAAAAGUUAGUGCCCCUUCUUUAAAUCCCCACUGUCUAAAAACAGUGAAAAGCAUCUAAUUGUAGCGGGUCCUAGGUUUUAUUUGACAAAUAUUUAGACAAAAAACAUAUGUAACUAUUGUUACCAUGCCAUUAUUUAACAAAAAUGCAGCAAAGACAAACAAACUCCAGAGUACUUCCAUGAUGCAACAGCAUGUAGAUCCACCCUUAGCAACGAUAACUGGAAGUAGUUGUUUCCCGACUGAGUCCUUCCAACAAGCUGGACUCGCUCAGUCUUCUUCUAAUCGUGCUGUCAUGGACUUUGGCAUUUGAUAUGCUCAGUUAUGCAUGUGCUUAUGCUCGGAGGGUCUGAAAUGUAGAAACAGUCCAACGUCGGGGAACAUUUUCUGAGGCGUCCACUUCUGGGAAGACUGACCACUGUCUUGAAGGCUUUGGACUUGUAAAAAAAUCAUUUUCACUUUAAUGUGGAACUCCAGAUUGUUUGUGAAUGCCUUUCAUAACCCUUACCAUACAUAUGUGCAAAAACAUUUGCUUCUCUAAAGCUACUUUCACACAGCAAUCGUGCUAUAAAUACACACUUCAUUUUGCCUCCAUUAAGUUGUGUAGUCACAGUUAUCCCACAAGUACAAUAUUCCGUGUGUUCUGUCACAGAGCAUUACAGUCUCACACGAUCUAAAGUUUAUGAUUCACAGUCAGCAACAAGUCUCUAAUGUCUUUGGUCUGCUUCUACUCGCCUUAGGCUUCUACUUGUUGCUGAAAAACAAACAAACAGACAGUGAUAUAAAAUGAAGUUUCUAAAAACGUUGUCACAUAGCCCUGCUGUGUCCCAGUGGACAGGAACGAGUUCAUCCUCUGUGUCCUCGCUCCCCUGAUACCCCAUUCUGCAAUUCCAGUUCCCACAGCACUCAUUCAGCAUUUUUUACACCUUUUACUACUUCCCAAUAUGGUAAAACGGCAAAAUCAAAUGUUUUGCCGUAGAACAACCAAGCACAGUAGAACAAACUGGCUGCAUGAUGCGCGUAUGCGUUCCUUACGUCUCACGUCUUUUGCUGCUGGGAUUCUGUUCACACAUGCCUGAAUAAUUGAUUGUUUUAUAUAGGUCAGAACACCGGGUCAUCAGUUCAUCAAAGCUUGCUGAUUAUCCUCACCUGGCUGCAGCCAGGUGGAAGCAUAAUCUUAUGGAAGCAUAAUGGGGGUACUUUAUAAUGGUAGUAGUAGUAAUAAUAAUAUUAAUGGCUUAAUUUUGAUUGGAUAAAUAAUGGUGUGAUUUAAAUAGUUAGAUGUUGCCCUUACAAUUAUCAGAUUUUUUUCUCUUUAUUUUAAACAAACAAACAUCAUUUGAAGAUGGGUACUAACUUUUGUAGGUCAGUGCAACUUGCUUUAUAGUAAAUGCUAUUGGGGGCUUCUGUACGCGCUGUUUACGCAAAUAAAUUGCAUCAUGAGAUGUUGAAAAGUUGCUGCUGCUUAGUGUGAAAGCUAGUGGCUUGGAGUAUUUUCUGCCUGCUUGAAACACAUUUGUCAGUAACAUAUUAAAUCUCCUUCUAUGCAUUCA
This is a messenger RNA of Cololabis saira (Pacific saury), 6738 nucleotides long. It is a transcript of the gene camk1b, whose product is annotated as calcium/calmodulin-dependent protein kinase Ib. The record is from RefSeq and is a predicted model, not a curated record. The transcript is spliced from 12 exons. Gene Ontology annotation, cellular component: intracellular anatomical structure. NCBI's taxonomy places the organism in Eukaryota, Metazoa, Chordata, Actinopteri, Beloniformes, Belonidae. Bases 126 to 1244 code for a protein of 372 amino acids. Gene Ontology annotation, molecular function: calmodulin binding; ATP binding; calcium/calmodulin-dependent protein kinase activity. Gene Ontology annotation, biological process: peptidyl-serine phosphorylation.